CCACUGAACCCACCACCCAUCCAUCGGCGAGAAAGAAUAUCUACCAAAUUCCCACGGGAUUCUCGUGGCGAGCGCCGGCGCCAUGGAGUCCUCACGCGGCAUCCUCAUCCCCGGCACGCCGCCGCUGCCCUACGCGUACGAGCCGCUGCCCUCCUCCUCCGCCGACGCCAACGGCCAGGAGGACCGGCGGACCAGCGGCGGCGUCAGGUGGCGCGCGUGGGCCACCGUGCUGGCUGUGGUGGCGCUCGUCGUCCCCGCCGCGGUCUUUGGGGCCAGCAGGGUCGACCGGAACGCGGUGGUCUCCUCCGCGUCGGCUACGGCGGUCCACGGCGUGUCUGGGGCAUACUCCUCCCACGGCGGCUUCCCGUGGAGCAACGCCAUGCUGGAGUGGCAGCGCACCGGCUACCAUUUCCAGCCGGAGAAGAACUACCAGAACGAUCCCAACGGUCCGGUGUACUACAAAGGAUGGUACCACUUCUUCUACCAGCACAACCCGGGAGGCACCGGGUGGGGCAACAUCUCAUGGGGCCAUGCCGUGUCGCGGGACAUGGUCCACUGGCGUCACCUACCGCUCGCCAUGGUGCCCGAGCACUGGUACGACAUCGAGGGCGUCCUCACCGGAUCCAUCACCGUGCUCCCCGACGGCAGGGUCAUCCUGCUCUACACGGGGAACACCGAGACGUUUGCGCAGGUGACCUGCCUCGCGGAGGCCGCCGACCCAAGCGACCCCCUCCUCCGUGAGUGGGUCAAGCACCCCGCCAACCCCGUCGUGUACCCGCCCCCUGGCAUCGGCAUGAAGGACUACCGUGACCCAACCACGGCGUGGUUCGACAACUCCGACAACACGUGGCGCAUCAUCAUUGGCUCCAAGAACGACACGGACCACUCCGGCAUCGUCUUCACGUACAAGACCAAGGACUUCGUCAGCUACGAGUUGAUACCGGGGUACUUGUACCGCGGGCCCGCCGGCACCGGCAUGUACGAGUGCAUCGACAUGUUCGCCGUCGGCGGUGGCCGCAAGGCCAGCGACAUGUACAAUUCGACGGCCAAGGACGUGCUGUACGUGCUCAAGGAGAGCAGCGACGACGACCGGCGCGACUAUUACGCGCUCGGGAGGUUCGACGCGGCGGCCAACACAUGGACGCCGAUCGACACCGAGCGGGAACUCGGCGUCGCGCUGCGGUACGACUAUGGCAGGUACGACGCGUCCAAGUCCUUCUACGACCCCGUGAAGGAGCGGCGGAUCGUCUGGGGGUACGUCGUCGAGACCGACUCCUGGAGUGCCGAUGCGGCCAAGGGGUGGGCCAACCUUCAGUCGAUUCCGAGAACGGUGGAGCUUGACGAGAAGACCCGGACAAACCUCAUCCAAUGGCCGGUGGAGGAGCUCGAUACCCUCCGCAUCAACACCACCGAUCUCAGCGGUAUCACUGUCGGUGCCGGAUCCGUCGUCUCCCUCCCCCUCCACCAGACCUCCCAACUCGACAUCGAGGCAUCCUUCCGCAUCAACGCCUCUGCCAUCGAGGCCCUCAAUGAGGUUGAUGUCAGCUACAACUGCACCAUGACCAGCGGCGCCGCCACCCGCGGCGCGCUCGGCCCCUUCGGCAUUCUCGUCCUCGCCAACGCCGCCCUGACAGAACAGACGGCGGUGUACUUUUAUGUGUCCAAGGGCCUCGAUGGCGUUCUUCGAACGCACUUCUGCCACGAUGAGUUGCGGUCGACGCAUGCCACUGAUGUGGCGAAGGAGGUGGUGGGUAGCACGGUGCCGGUGCUCGACGGCGAGGAUUUUUCCGUUAGGGUGCUCGUGGACCACUCCAUCGUGCAGAGCUUCGUCAUGGGCGGGAGGAUGACGGCGACGUCGAGGGCGUACCCGACGGAGGCCAUUUACGCGGCGGCGGGGGUCUACCUGUUCAACAAUGCCACCAGCGCCACCAUCACCGCUGAGAAGCUCAUUGUGCACGACAUGGAUUCGUCGUACAACCGGAUAUUCACGGACGCCGACUUGGUAGUCCUCGAUUAGACUGAUCACUUACAACAAGUAAUGGAUUUUUUGCUCGGUCCGUGGAGCUUCCUUUUAUCUUGGACAGAUUUUUAGCGGUGGAGCACCAGCAAGUCUACCUGUCAUCUUGAUUUAUGUUUUUGGUUCCGGUUUUGGUUUUAGUAAGAUGAAUUAGAUGAUGUUGGUCACCUGUAAAUCAAUUACGGGUAAAUUAAAAGGGCAUGGAUGCCUACCACCAAAUAUAAGUGACUAUUUCAAGUUCAA
Aegilops tauschii subsp. strangulata is the source of this 2260-nucleotide messenger RNA. Its product is annotated as sucrose:sucrose 1-fructosyltransferase. The record is from RefSeq and is a predicted model, not a curated record. NCBI's taxonomy places the organism in Eukaryota, Viridiplantae, Streptophyta, Magnoliopsida, Poales, Poaceae. Gene Ontology annotation, molecular function: hydrolase activity, hydrolyzing O-glycosyl compounds. Gene Ontology annotation, biological process: carbohydrate metabolic process.